This is a messenger RNA of Colletes gigas, 1018 nucleotides long. Its product is annotated as jerky protein homolog-like. The record is from RefSeq and is a predicted model, not a curated record. Gene Ontology annotation, cellular component: nucleus. Gene Ontology annotation, molecular function: DNA binding. NCBI's taxonomy places the organism in Eukaryota, Metazoa, Arthropoda, Insecta, Hymenoptera, Colletidae. The transcript has a single exon. The coding region runs from base 252 to 959 and encodes 235 amino acids.
UCCAAAUCAUUCUUAAACUUCGUUAUCGAAUCAAAUAUCUUUUUAUUAUUUAGUGUACAAUUCUGGCUGCGACUGACUUGUACAUGUAUAACAGAAAAGAAUAAAGAAUAACUGUGUGAGUUGAUAAAUUUAGAGAAGUGUACAAUAGUUCGAAAAUUACAUUAUAACAUGUGUUAAAUUAAUGUUAAAUACAUUCGUUAUAUCGCCUGAAAGAUUUCCUCGCAUUUGACCUGCCACUUACUCCAACAAUAAUGGCGUCAAAACGGAAACGUGUAGUGUUGAGUAUAAAAACAAAACACGAGAUAAUUCAAAAGUUGGAAAAUGGCGAGAGUGCCGCAAAAUUAGCCAAAAUCUAUGGCAUCGGGAAAGCCACGAUCACUGGCAUCAAAAAUCAAAAAUGUGCCAUUGAGAAUUAUUUACUUCAGGCAGAUUCUUUAGAUGUUUCUACCACUAGAAAAAGUUUAAUGGUGCCAAAGAAUAAAAAUGUAGACGACGCCGUGUUUCAAUGGUUUCUACAAAACAGAGACAAAGGUGUGCCAAUAUCUGGACCGAUUCUGUGUGAAAAGGCAUUAGAAUUUAAUGAAAAACUAAAGGGAAACCCGAACUUUAAAGCAAGCAGUGGUUGGUUAGAAAAAUUUAAAUCGCGGCACGGUAUCAGAGAAUUAAAUGUCUCGGGGGAGAAACUUUCAACAAGCAACAUUGCUACAGAAAGCUUGACCACGGACCUUCAUAAGUUUUUAAUCGAGAAGGGCUGUGCGUUACAAAAUGCAUGUAACAUUGAUGAAACAAGUAUAUCGUGUAAAGCAUUGUCGCAGAAAACUUCAGCUUCCCGGCACGAAAGAACAGUACCAAGUUGCAAAAUUAGUAAAGAUCAUGUUGCAACUCUCCUCUGUGGAAAUGCUACCGGAUGCCACCAACUUCCAGUUUUGAUAAUUGGAAAAAGUAAAAAAGUGUUUUAAAACCUAAUAACACAAAUGCAAUACCAAUCAUGUAUUGAAAUUAGUUAGAUAAUUUGAAC